Messenger RNA from Zophobas morio, 520 nucleotides. RefSeq names its product EEF1A lysine methyltransferase 2-like. Gene Ontology annotation, cellular component: cytoplasm. Bases 1 to 516 code for a protein of 171 amino acids. The record is from RefSeq and is a predicted model, not a curated record. The transcript has a single exon. Gene Ontology annotation, molecular function: protein-lysine N-methyltransferase activity. NCBI's taxonomy places the organism in Eukaryota, Metazoa, Arthropoda, Insecta, Coleoptera, Tenebrionidae.
AUGGAUGAACUUCAAGAGUCCGCCCUCGGGACUCAAGAAUAUUGGGAUAAUCGCUACAAAGAAGAAAUAGCCAAUUUUGAAGACCACGGAGAUCCCGGUGAGAUCUGGUUCGGCGAAGACACCGUCGAACGUACGAUUGAAUGGAUCAAGAAACAAGAAUCCAUUUCGAAAAAUUCCAAAAUUCUGGAUAUAGGGUGUGGCAAUGGCAUGUUUUUAGUCGAAUUAUUCACACAAGGAUAUGUUAAUUUAUUUGGCAUUGACUACUCAGAAGACGCCAUCGAGCUGGCGAAAUCAAUAGCCCAAAAACGAAACUUCAAAAUAGAAUAUUCCGUGUGUAAUAUUUUAGAAGGGUUGGAGGGUCAGUUCGAUGUUAUUCAUGAUAAGGGGACUUACGACGCUAUUAGCUUGAAUGCUAACAUUAAAGAGCAUAGGGUAACAUAUUUAAAAAAUAUUUUCAAAGGUUUGACUGAUACAGGGCUUGUGCAAAAUGUGGCGACCAAGUUGCCCGCGCUAUAGGCAA